This is a messenger RNA of Vanderwaltozyma polyspora DSM 70294, 795 nucleotides long. It is a transcript of the gene YIP4, whose product is annotated as Yip4p. The transcript has a single exon. Gene Ontology annotation, cellular component: trans-Golgi network. The record is from RefSeq and is a predicted model, not a curated record. Gene Ontology annotation, biological process: endoplasmic reticulum to Golgi vesicle-mediated transport. The coding region runs from base 1 to 795 and encodes 264 amino acids. Lineage: Eukaryota; Fungi; Ascomycota; Saccharomycetes; Saccharomycetales; Saccharomycetaceae.
AUGUCUUCUGAAGCAGAUGUGUUCGUUGAACCAGACUACAUAGAACCAGAUACUUCAUCAAAGAAUAAGAAGGAUAAGUCUUCUAGACCUGAAAUCAAUUAUAGUAGUGGUGGUACUACUGCUAUUCCUAGUGGAUCCAUUGAUGCACCAAUUGGGACCGAUGGUGGUAUUGUAGCAGAUACUACACCACUGAACAGGGGUACUCUUGACGAGACAGUCAUGGAGACUAUAACAAGAGAUCUAAUGGAUAUAAACUCAAGAUUGAAGCAAGUUGUAUACCCACAUUUUCCAACUGGAGAUGUCCUUGGCGGUGGAUCUGUUACUGAAGUUGAUAAUAAUGAUAUCAUUUCUAAUAACAGUGAUUUAUGGGCACCAUUAACAUUCAUCAUAUUAUAUUCUUUAUUUGUAUCACAUGCCAAAUCGUUAUUUUCCACUUUAUUCGUUUCAUGCUGGGUUGUACUAUUAGUUAUGGCAUUACAUUUAAGAUUGACCAAACCGUAUCAAACAGGAUCUUUAAUUUCAUAUAUUUCAAUAUCUGGAUAUUGUUUAUUCCCUCAAGUUAUUCAAUCAUUAUUAUUGCAAGUCAUUUUACCAUUAUUUUUAAAAUUAAUAUUAAAGAAUAAACAAAAUUGGCAAGUACGAAUUUUGGGAAUAUUUAAACUAAUUAUCUUAGGAUUAUGCCUCUUAUGGUCGGUUACCUCGAUUUCAUAUGUAACUAAGUCAAAAGGAUUUGUUCAAGUGUAUCCAUUAGCACUAUGUCUAUUUGGGCUAGCAUGGGUCUCCGCAGUGUUAUGA